Molecule: messenger RNA, 2492 nt
Organism: Pseudoliparis swirei
Lineage: Eukaryota; Metazoa; Chordata; Actinopteri; Perciformes; Liparidae
Gene: slc25a15b
Product: solute carrier family 25 member 15b
Exons: 7
Coding region: 297-1205 (302 amino acids)
Biological process (GO): mitochondrial L-ornithine transmembrane transport
Molecular function (GO): L-ornithine transmembrane transporter activity
Source: RefSeq, a predicted model, not a curated record
CCUCCUCACGCUCAUCACUGAUGACCGUCCACUGUCCCCUCUGAGUGACCACAGCGGUGCACAUGUUGCAAAAAAAAGAUAACGAGACACACUGUGGGUGUUUGUUCUGGUCGCGUGCGUCAGCAUGCAGUCCCCCGUGGCCGGUGCCCGCCUCGGUCAGCAGCUCUCUCGGUGAACGUUACUGUGACGCAACGUUAUCGAUGGUGACGUUCCACACGGGCUCUAACGGGAUCCUCACCGGCAGCAACACGUUGGUUCCGGCAGCUUCGGGAAAGAAAGACUUCUUCUGAGACACCAUGGCCCCACACCCGGCGGUCCAGGCCUUCAUUGACCUUUCUGCAGGCGCCAUAGGGGGAGCUGCGUGUGUCUUUAGUGGGCAGCCUCUAGACACGGCAAAGGUCAAGAUGCAGACCUUUCCUAAUCUGUACCGGGGUUUCAUCCACUGCUUCUCCACCACCUACAAACAAGUGGGUCUGCGUGGGCUCUACCAGGGCACCACGCCGGCACUGGUGGCCAACAUCGCAGAGAACUCGGUGCUCUUCAUGAGCUACGGCUUCUGCCAGCAGGUCAUCCGCUUCACGGCUGGACUGCACGACGAUGCUGUGCUGAGUGACGUGCAGAAAGCCUGUGCUGGCUCGGUAGCGUCCAUAUUCUCCUCGCUGGUACUUUGUCCAACUGAGCUCGUCAAGUGCCGGCUGCAAGCCAUGUACGAGAUGGAGUUAUCAGGCAAGAUCGCCAAGAGCCAGAAUACAGUGUGGUCGGUGGUGAAAUCCAUCAUGAAGAAUGACGGGCCCCGGGGCUUCUUCCAGGGCCUCACCACCACCAUAGCCAGAGAGGUCCCCGGUUACUUCUGCUUCUUCGGUGCCUAUGAGUUCUGCCGCACCACCUUUGCAGAACACAUGAAGUGUGAAAAAGACAACAUAGGUGUGGCUCCAAUCAUGUUCAGCGGUGGUUUCGGGGGGGCGUGCCUGUGGCUGAUCGUCUAUCCCUUUGACUGCGUCAAGUCUCGUAUCCAAGUUAUGUCUAUGACAGACAAACAGGCCGGCUUCUUCAAAACCUUCAUGACCAUUGCCCGUGCUGAAGGCGUGAGGGCUCUCUACUCUGGUCUAACCCCCACCAUGGUCCGCAGCUUCCCCGCCAACGGAGCCCUGUUCCUGGGUUAUGAGACCAGCCGCAAGCUCAUGAUGCAGAAGUUUGACAGUUAAAAUAUGCACAGCACAAAUCAAGGAGUGCUUAACUGGAGGAGAAUUUUUGUUGCCAUAUAACAUGCCCAUCAAGACUCCAGUUGAAGCUUCUAUGGGACCUGGUUUCUCCAUUUCCUGCUUUUGUUUAACAUAACACAAAAAAAAAAAGCCCCGCCAUUUCUUUUCAACUUGCAACUCUUGUGUUUAAAUCUUUUAAAUCCUUGUAUUCACUUAUUUGGGGGAUUUAAAUGUAGUUUUUAACACUCUGAAGAUGGUAUGCCAACGACCACAUAUAUGAGGAACAUGUAUGUGCAGCACAGUAUUGAGCAACCUUAACCAGCCUCUUUGUGAGGAAUCGUUAACGCUCCAGAUUAUCGUUUCAUGUCUACCUCAAAAAAGUCGAAUCCGCACAGAACCAUCUGUCCCUGGCGGUCAUUUCAAAUCAUUCUUUACUUCCUUUGUGAGAAUAAAACUCAAUUAGGUUGUGAGGUUGUCUUACCACGCACAAUCUUAAAAGGGCCGGCGUCUAGCAUUUAGGGGGAUCUAUCGACAGAAAUGGAUUAUAAUAUUCAGCGUAUAAUCACCUGAAACUAAGAAUCCUUGUGUUUUGGUUAUCUUGGACUGAACCCCUCAUAUCUACAUAGGGAGCGGGUCUUCUUCACAAAGAUGUAAUUCAAUCUGCAGCCACACUGCUGGAUGCUAUCAAGUCCUACACACUCGCCCUUUGAACCCUUACUCGAGCUCAUUGCGUAAAGGUUUUAUUUAGACAUGGAAAGAAGCAAGUACUGAUUGCUUUAAGUUGCCUUCAAUGUGUCCCAACUGCCUCAGUUUUGGAUCACAACUCCGUUUUGUGACCAUUCUAGUUAACAAAAGAAGUGAAACAUUUGAUUACUUUUCAAACGGCCUUGGCUGAAGAGUUGAAGGUUUCAUCAGCCUCAAUGGAAACAAACAGCCAGCAAAAAUGUUUUUGUGUUCGCGUUUUAUCUCACUCCUGUUGCAAUUAAGUUUCCUCUUUUGGGACCCAGUGUUUGCCUUUUUUAAAAUGAUGACACGUUGCCUUUUACUGUUGUGGAGCCUGGAUUGUUGAGAAAAAUAUCAACUGCCUCUUCAUACGUGCCAUUUGCACACUGCAUUCCUCGUGCAGAGUUUUUUCCAGUAUUUAGUGGUUGGCGAGUCAGAAAUGUUAAUGAUGAAAUGUUGGUAUUUAAAAAUUAUAACAAUUUGAGACAUUAAAAUGUUUGUAUAGAUAUCUAUCCUGAUACUCGUUGCAGUAAUACUACUUGCAUUAAAGGUUUCAUUGAAGAAUAA